GCUCUGGCUGUGUCUGAGUGAUCGCUGACAAGUCCAGAGUACAGCCCCAUUCCCAGAGACACACAAGCCUCCCCCAGACCCAGGAUCAACAGACACACACACACACAUACACCUCUAUACACAUGUUCUAGCAGGAAACACAUUUAGGAACAUUAGAGCUGAGCCAGCUUUGCUUCCUGUUGUGCUAGUAAGUGCAGCCCAGCCACAGCCAUGGGCAAUGGAAUGAACAAGAUUCUUCCUGGCUUAUUCAUAGGCAACUUUAAAGAUGCUCGGGAUAUUGAACAGCUUCACAAGAACAACAUUACUCACGUUUUAUCUAUACAUGACAGCGCCAGGCCAAUGUUAGAGGGCUUGAAGUAUCUCUGCAUUCCAGCAUCUGAUUCACCAAAUCAAAACUUGAUACAACACUUUAAAGAGAGUACAGCGUUCAUCCAUGAGUGUCGGCUGAAAGGAGAAGGCUGUCUUGUUCACUGCUUGGCAGGUGUUUCCAGGAGUGUAACCUUGGUAGUAGCUUAUGUCAUGACAAUUACAAAUUUGGAAUGGGAAGACGCAUUGGCAGCUGUUAGAGGGGCAAGGACAUGUGCCAACCCUAAUAUGGGUUUUCAGAAGCAACUUGAGGACUUUGGAAAACAUGAUGUCCGCCAGCACCGAAUAUGGUUAAAGGAGACCUUUGGAGAGAGUCCUUUCCAGGAUGAAGAGGAGGCCAAGCAACUUGUCGCCAAACAUAAGCAGAGGGAGGAAGAGACCAGCGCUGCAAGUUCGAGCAGACAGUGGAGCAGCCACUUAACCUCUCUUUCUUCCAUGGCAUACAGCAAUUACACAACAGAGACAUAAGUUUUUACUGUAGCACGUGUAUUUACUGUCUAAAUUACUUGGGUCACCACUAUAAAGUAUAGAAGCAGACACCACAUUGGUGACUGACAAUUGUUGAUACAGAAGCGGUUAGAUAUGAGUUAAGAGGUCUUAAGAACACAAAUUCAUGUGUAUAUCCCUGCAAAGAUGAGUAACGCAUUUGUGAAAUGCAAUUCGA
Messenger RNA from Nanorana parkeri, 1030 nucleotides. It is a transcript of the gene DUSP22, whose product is annotated as dual specificity phosphatase 22. The record is from RefSeq and is a predicted model, not a curated record. Gene Ontology annotation, cellular component: cytosol. The coding region runs from base 211 to 834 and encodes 207 amino acids. Gene Ontology annotation, molecular function: protein tyrosine/serine/threonine phosphatase activity. Lineage: Eukaryota; Metazoa; Chordata; Amphibia; Anura; Dicroglossidae. The transcript has 7 exons. Gene Ontology annotation, biological process: protein dephosphorylation; transforming growth factor beta receptor signaling pathway; positive regulation of JNK cascade.